UAACCGUUGACAAAGUGAAAGUAGGAAGUUGAAAAUGGAGAAUAUUUCGCCUGAUAACAUCUUGAUGCAGCUAUCUGAUCCAAGAAACUUGGCAGAUGUUAGUCGAUGCAGAUAUUGUUUAUCACUUGUGCUGCGUCUGUCCAGCCUCCCAGAAUCCACAGACCUGUCCAUGUUUCUGCCCCAAGUUGUCAAUCUUAUGGCGCACUCAGACCUGAUGGUGAAAAAAUCAGCAUUCACAAUACUCACAAAAGUAUCCAGUUUCAAGUCAGAGUUGCUGCUUUUGGCUGUGAACACCCUGUUGAAAGACUUGCAAGACAGUAAUCCAACAAUCCGAGCGCUUGCCCUGCGGACAAUAUGCUCCGUUAACCAUGAGGCAUUUAUAGAGCACAGACUUCAGUGUGUGUCUUUGGCUCUAGGGGACUCCAGUGCCUAUGUUCGCAGAGCAGCGACUGUGGCAGUUGUAUCUGCCUUCAGAGGAGACAUUGAUAGUGUUAAAGAUGCUGGCAUUGUCAACAGGCUGUAUGAACUAAUAAGAGACUCUGAUCCAAUAGUUGUGGUGAAUUCUUUGAUGUCACUGGAAGAAAUGUUGGAAUCUGAAGGUGGGGUUGUCCUCAACAGAAAAAUCGUUGGAUACUUACUAAAAAGGUUGGAUUCCUUUACUGCUUGGGGAGUUGGAUAUGUAAUGAGAAUUUUACAAAGGUAUAAACCAAAGACAGAAGAAGAAACGCUUGAUAUAAUGAAUGUUCUUGACCCCUUUUUAGACAAUAACUGUACAACUGCUUCAAUGCUUACACUAGAGUUUUUUCUGCAGUUAAUACAGAACAUGCCACAUUUGAAAGACGAUGUUUUUCAGCGAUGUCAAAAUGUCUUCCUCCAUGUCUUUACAUCUGGAAACACUGAGCUAACAUGGUGCUUGAUACAGUUUUUUCAAGCACAGAAGGAGCAUACAGACAGUAUAAAGAAACUGUUUCUUCAGCAUUACAGGUCCAUAUUUUGCAAGCAGAAGGACCCUGUCUACUUGAAAGAAGAAAAACUGAAAUUUCUAGCUGAAAUCAUCAAUGAAGAUAACUUUUCAGAUAUAUUGGAAGAGUACAUACUACAUAGCACAAACAGGGUGGCUAGUGUUUCCCUCUGUUCUAUAAAAUGCAUCAAGAAAUUAGUCAUUGAAUGGCCAGAGUUAACUGAACCACUUUUGAAAGCCUUUACAAAGCUGCUUAAAAGUGAUAAAAGCCAUGUUGUCUCCAAUACACUUCAAGUUCUAGUCACUCUACCUCACAACACUCUCAAAUCCCUUACAGACAUUUCAUACCAGGUAUGUGUCAUUGCAAGAACCCUUCAGGAUCCAGAAGGUCAAAUCUCUGCAUUGUACUUGCUGGGACACCUAGAUGAUGGAGGGGUCGACUCAGAAGUACUGUACUGCAUUGAAGACUACAUUGAGCAGUUCCCUGACCUAGAUAUUCAGGUGUGCAGCCAGUUGCUCCAUACCAGUGUCCAGUUGUUCUGUGGUCAGCCUGCCAAAUAUCAGCCCCUUCUUGGAGGACUUUUGGACCUGUGUUUAGGAAGAGAGGAUAAUGACCUGACAGAACAGGCAUCCUUUUGUUACUCAAUUCUGCAAGAUCAGCAAAAGUCUGCAAGCAAGGUUUUCCUGGGAUGAUGUGCAAAACGUGUUGUAGUGAUAUAAGGCACCAUAUUUACGAACAGUCUCAAGUCAGAGAUGAGACUCUAAACUUAUAAUCUUCAGUUCAUUGCAAAUUUCCUUCAGAGCAUUGGUGCUGAACUUUGCAUUAUUCCUCAAUUAUAUUACAAUUUAAAAGUUUUACUAUUAUUCAUUAUUUACAUAAUUAUAUUUUGUAAAAGGAAUGGAAUAUUUGCUAUUAAAUAGAAUUGUUUAGAGCUGAGACCGCCAAUUGAGACUGUUCACAAUCAUGAGCCCAGAAUAAAAUGUUUAAAGUGUG
Mya arenaria is the source of this 1955-nucleotide messenger RNA. RefSeq names its product AP-4 complex subunit beta-1-like. The transcript has 3 exons. Gene Ontology annotation, cellular component: membrane coat. Gene Ontology annotation, molecular function: clathrin binding. NCBI's taxonomy places the organism in Eukaryota, Metazoa, Mollusca, Bivalvia, Myida, Myidae. Gene Ontology annotation, biological process: intracellular protein transport; vesicle-mediated transport. Bases 35 to 1654 code for a protein of 539 amino acids. The record is from RefSeq and is a predicted model, not a curated record.